Vespula vulgaris is the source of this 1639-nucleotide messenger RNA. Its product is annotated as alpha-tubulin N-acetyltransferase-like. Gene Ontology annotation, molecular function: tubulin N-acetyltransferase activity. Bases 492 to 1562 code for a protein of 356 amino acids. Gene Ontology annotation, biological process: alpha-tubulin acetylation. The transcript has 9 exons. Lineage: Eukaryota; Metazoa; Arthropoda; Insecta; Hymenoptera; Vespidae. Gene Ontology annotation, cellular component: microtubule. The record is from RefSeq and is a predicted model, not a curated record.
UUUCUCGUAUCACGGUGGCUGUGAGUACCGUGAAGGACAUUAAAGUGUUAACACGUACACGAUCGAAUAAGAUACAAAAAGAGAAAAAGAAAGAUAAAGAUAGAUACAAAGAGAGAGAGAGAGAGAGAGAGAGAGAGAAAAUCUACGCAAUUUUUUAUCGUUACAGUUAUCUAAUUUUUUUUUACGGGGACACGUUUUAUUAAUAUACAGAGAGAGAGAGAGAGAGAGAAAAAAAACGGAAAAAGGAAGAAGAAGAGAGAAGAAAGAAGAAAAGAGCAGAAAAAAGCACAACUUCGUGAUUCAAUUAAUAUAAACAAACAAAAAAAAAGGGAAGGAAUCUUUUUGGGGAUAUACGAAAAAAAAGUGUGACAUCUACACGAACCACACAUUCACGUAUAUACACACGAUCACACAUACACAUACACACAUAAACAUAUCUCUCAUUAUCAGUUUGUCUUUUGAGAAUCCAGAAAUACUAGAUAUUUCGAAAGAUGGAGUUCAAGUUCAACGUCAAUAAACUUCUACCAAGGAAGAUCAACAAGGUUACUCAUAUUCUCAUACCGGAAGAUUUUAAAGGAGAUCGUCGUGAAUUAAACGAAUGUCAACGACAAUUAAGUAAAAUUUUGGAUGACAUGGGAGAAGCUUCUGCGAAAGCUCAAGGAUUGAGUAAAUCAAUAACCAGUGCUGUUAAACUUCGUGACACUGAUCAUAUUGUUUAUCUUCUUGUAGACAGCGAAGCGAACAACAACUUGGGAAGCGUAGUAGGCUUGCUGAAAACUGGAUCAAAGAAUCUGUUCAUGUUCGACGAAACGGGAGCGAAUUAUCAAUUGAGACCACGGUGUAUCUUGGAUUUUUAUAUUCAUGAAUCUCGACAACGUAUGGGACUUGGAAAUAUUCUUUAUCAGUACAUGUUGUCCGAAGAAAAUAUUAGGCCGGUGAAAUUAGCGAUCGACCGACCUUCCGAGAAAUUUCUUGCCUUUCUACAAAAACAUUAUGGACUGUCGAAAAUCAUUCCGCAGAAUAACAAAUUCGUUGUGUUCCAUGGAUUUUUUGAUGACGAAAUUCAAGAUGUCAGAGCUAACAGAUAUAGUUUACCACCAAGACACUCUUUUGAUAUUGGAACACCACCGAAUAAUAAUGCAGCAAAAAGUAAUAGUACAAAUGGCAUACCGUAUGUUUCUACAGUUACUCGUAGUUCUUACGGUAGAUACGCUGCUGGACGACCGCCUUGUUCAAUGGCAAACAUAAUCCAUAAUACUGCGAUGCUUGGUCAAUCAGUUGAACGUACAGGCGAGGACGUUAUCUCUUCUUCUAUUACAUCAAAACUGGAACGACCUCGAUCUUUAAGCUUGUAUUCGGAGGAAGAUCAAAAGCAACAUACAAAUGAAUUACCAAUUAUAUCAACAACAGUUGUUCCUAAUAAUGAAGCAACAUCAUUCGCUCCUGUUAUAAUAGAAACUGAAAAAACUGUUAAAGCAUCGCCUUCGUGCAGUCAAGAAGUCACUGGAAACAAUCAGCAUGGUCAUCUCGAUCUUAAAUUUUACCAUUCACCAUUAUGGUAAAAAACAGAACGUUUAUAAAUGACAUUAUCACGAACGAAAUAGAAAUAAAUUUGAUGCUACAGUAAUUCCUGUUCAAA